AGUACAUUCUUAACCCUUUCUUAGAGAUCUCCUUUACAUUGUAUCCCGUUCGAAAUUUAGGACCAGAGUCAGACCACACCCGCUCGUUUAGAUCUUAAAUGGAUAUCGCAUGUAAUUUCAACCCUUACAGGAAUUCGAAACAACGCUAUUUAAAGGGGAUAUGCACGGACAGAGGGCUCAAGUGGUGGUGCAUUGGAUGUAGGAAGCGGUCGUAUCUUUCCCUCGCUGCAGAAGGUAGAGGUUAAAAAGCUGUGGGAACGGCUUAGAGGAAAGAGGGGGGCGGGAGGAAAGGGAAGGGGUACGGGAGAAAGGCAGGCAGGGUGUUUCCUUAACUUCAAGGAAGAGUUUAAUCAGAAGUUAAUAGCUUAUUGUGGGCAAUUAAAACGAUACACCACUGAGAACUGGGAAACAGUAAAUUAUCAAAUUAUAAAACACAGAAACAAGAUGAGACCGCGAUGUUGGGAAUAGGAAAAAGGCACCACGGUCUGGAAUAGGGUGAAUGAUGGAGGGAGAGACAGAGAAAGACACAGCGGAGGAAAAGGAGCGUGAUGAGACACAGCUGUCUGCUGGGGAAGAGGAAGGGGCGGGGCGACUUCAUCAGAACGGAGGGUCCUCCGAGGACGACCAGGACCUACCCAUCAUGCACUGGGAGGACCUGAGCCUGAGGAUCGCUGAGCUGGAGAAACAGGAGGAGGAGAGGAGAGAAAGGGCAAAGAGUACAAGUGGGUCGGAACAGGGGAGUGUGUCAGGGGGCUGGGCGGAGGAGAGGCAGGGUGGGCUGUGGAGGAGAGAUGAAUGGGAGGAUGAGGAGGACUACGGAAGAUGUCGAGUUGCGGUUGUAUCGUCUAGAUUCCACAACCACAAAAAUCUACAGUUAUGCUACAUCAACAACAGUGAGAGUGAGGAUGAUGAGGCGGAGGAAGGGGCUGUCAAAGAGGGUUCUAUAGGGCCAGGUAGCCAUGGUUACCGCCCCUCUGGCCUGAAGCUGGAAGUGAGGGCCGCACUGAGCGCGCUCAAAAACAAGCUGCUAGCCGAACAGAAAGUGGAGCACCUUGCCUGUAGUAGUGUGAUCACUAAGAGGACUCAUCUGGAACGCUGUGACCUGCAGACCUGCUCAAUACAGCAGCUCAACUCCCUCAGGACCUCACUCAACCACGACAUACACGACCUGAGCUCAGAGUUGGUGGGUCACCUGUUGAUAAGGGACCAGCUGAGGACCAAACAGGACGCCAUGCUCCUGGACGUACAGGAUCUGACAUAACCCUGACCCACAGGUGCACAGGACAGUGGAUAAAGUGAUGCUGUCCAGGAUAUGCCACUAUGAGACUGUCAGAAGUGUUGCCAUAAUAUCCUACUCAACAUAUGAUUCUUCGAUAAGGAGAAAUGUUGAGGAUGAACACUGAGCACUAUCUUGGACCGGCGUCAUAAUGCAAUCCAUAUUACACAGACAGGGAAUGGAUAACUUUCUCUUCAUCAUGCCCACCUAAUCUUGACCAGCAUAAUCUUCUUCAUCAUCGUCAUUUUCAUCAUUAGUGGAGAGAGGACUGUAUUAGGACCUGUUUUGAUGUACGCAUGCACUUAAUUAACAACAAAUAUUUCAUAUCAGAAAGAGGAGUUGAAGCCAUUUGUGAUGUUGUUUGAAACAUCUCUAAUAAUAUCUGACUCCUAGUCUGUUGCCGGUGGUAAGACAAAUCUUAUCUUGGGAGAACCUUCACAGCCAUAGUUUAACCCAACAUUCAAUGAGUUAUAUCAUUUACAUAUCUGAGGGAUACCAGCUUUUCCACAAGUUUUAUUGUGUAAACAUUGCAAUAUCCUUGACUUACUAAUGUAAGGGAAUUGUCCACUUACAGCCUGUGUAAAACAAGCUAAGGGGUUACAUAUUCAGGCUAAAGGGAACUGUCCUGUAACAAUUUGGUAGAGAAGCUUCUUUGUUGCUAAUUUAGGAUAAUUAUCCUCUUGUAUAGUUGCUGAUGUAAGGGAAUUGUCCACUUAUAUUGCCUAUAAGCCUGUGGGUAUUGACAUGCAUGUUGACUCUUGUGAUAUACCUAGGUGGUUUGUGGCCAUAACUAUAACUACCACCAGCAUAGGAAACCACAAAGCUGCUAUUGGGUGAUUCAAUGCCAACAAAGGCCGAAAAGAUUUUGGUAUCUCAGAUUGUUCUGGCAAUUCUCACAUAGAAACUUCAUUGGGAGGAAGGAUGUUUGAUAGGCUUUUUACAUUUGUAACACAAAACAUUUUUUUGUGAAAGUGGCCAUUUUAGGCCCUUUCUAGACCUAUACAUGCCCCCUGUAAGACCUAAUGAUCCAUGAACCGUACAUGAUAAAGACAACACCUUGGUGUCAUUAUUCUCCUAAUAGUGUGCUAUAAAAUAUGGAGUAUUGCUACAUUCUGAAAUACAAUAUUAUUUUGGGUUCUCUACUACAUUUAAAGUUAAUACAUUUUAUGUACGCCAUCAACACAGUGAAUGGGAAAAUGGAUUCAAAGGGAACUGUGAUUGGUUAAUGACCUAUGUCAAUUUCUAUGUAUAAAAUUGAUCAUUUCUUCAAAAGUAGCAGAGCGCCCACUCUGGAAAUGUGAUGUGUUUGAAGAUGUCUAAAAAUAAGCCAAAUCAAAAAGGGUACUUUUGAGAUAUUAAUAAUUAUAUUCUUUAUGUUGAAUAAAUUAAUGUGAACAUUUUUAUUUCAGAAUAUAGCCAUACUCCAUAUUUUAAAGCACACUAUAAGGAGUAUAAUGACACCAAGAUGUCUGUACCAUGUACGGUUCACGGAUUAUAUGGUCUAAAAAAGGUUUGUGAUACAAAUGUAUAACGUUUUUAUGUGAGAAUAGCAUGGGAAUUGUGGUCAUUUGAGAUAUGAAUAAUUAUAUUCUUUAUGUUGAAUAAAUUAAUGUGAACAUUUUUAUUUCAGAAUAUAGCCAUACUCCAUAUUUUAAAGCAUACUAUAAGGAGUAUAAUGACACCAAGAUGUCUGUACCAUGUACGGUUCACGGAUUAUAUGGUCUAAAAAAGGUUUGUGAUACAAAUGUAUAAAGUUUUUAUGUGAGAAUUUCUAGAACAAUCUGAGAUACCUUAAAAAAAAAAAAGGGGCCGUGCCGGAGUGGAAUCGCCCUAUUCCAUCCACUAUGUCUAGGUACAAGAUACUUUCCUGACCAUGUGACCUCACCAGGAACAACACCAGGCUCUAGUUACUGACCUAGUCUUUCCUGUUCAGGUCAUAUGGUCUAGAAAAACUCCUGGCCAUAUUACCUUUUGUGCCUUGACCAGCAAUUAUUAUAUGUUGUACUUUCACAUAAUUGUGUGUAUUUGUAGUUUUAUGGAAGAAUGAACUGUGAUAGCAGAUUCAUAGCCAUAGGAAAGGGAUGAGUGCUCUGAAGUAACAUUGAACUUUUUUGUCUCUGAAGUAUUUUUCAGUAUUCACUUUUUAAAAAAUAAUUUUGCAUUCAAUAAACCUUAGUUAUUUCA
Messenger RNA from Coregonus clupeaformis (lake whitefish), 3460 nucleotides. RefSeq names its product schwannomin-interacting protein 1. The coding region runs from base 500 to 1261 and encodes 253 amino acids. Gene Ontology annotation, biological process: positive regulation of hippo signaling. Gene Ontology annotation, cellular component: plasma membrane; cell junction. NCBI's taxonomy places the organism in Eukaryota, Metazoa, Chordata, Actinopteri, Salmoniformes, Salmonidae. The record is from RefSeq and is a predicted model, not a curated record. The transcript is spliced from 7 exons.